AUGGCGCAAGCCAAACAAACGCGGUGGAUUAAGGCUGUUGCCGUCUUGUCCACCGUACUCUUCCUGUUCUACUACUUCUCGCCCCAAGGCGUCGAUCUAUAUCGUGGAGUUUCGUCCUCUUCUCGUGAUGGCCAGGUCCCCGUUGACGCAUCAUAUGGUACCGACCGCUGUACCCGUUCCAGCUCGCGCGACAAACCCAUCGUCCAAUACGUUCUGAUGAUCGACGCCGGGAGCACGGGCUCCCGUAUCCAUGUCUACAAAUUCAACAAUUGCGGUGCCACGCCCGAACUUGAGAGCGAGGUUUUCAAGCAGACGAAGAAAAUUGAAGGCCGCAGCAGUGGACUCAGUGCCUACGCUGAUGACCCAGAAAGAGCGGCCCAUAGCCUAGAUCCGCUCCUAGAAGAAGCCAUGCGAGAGGUACCUGACAAACUCAAGGCCUGCACUCCAAUUGCCGUCAAGGCCACCGCCGGCCUGCGUCUUUUGGGCCCCGAAAAGAGCCAACGUAUACUGGACGCCGUUCGUCUCCACCUGGAGCAAAACUACCCAUUCCCUGUUCAGUCCGAUGAGGAAGGUGGCGUUGCCAUCAUGGAUGGAUCUGACGAAGGUGUUUAUGCGUGGAUCACGACUAACUACCUUCUCGGGAAUAUCGGUAUGCCGGAACAUGAAGAGACGGCUGCCGUUUUUGACUUGGGUGGUGGUUCCACCCAAAUUGUGUUUGAGCCCAAUUACAACGGCCUAACACAAGGCGGUAUCCCUACGAAGAUGGCUGAGGGCGACCACAAAUAUGAUUUGGACUUUGGCGGCCGUCAUUUCACCCUCUAUCAACACUCGCACCUAGGCUACGGUUUGAUGAGUGCACGGGACGCCAUUUACAAGGCACUUGUGGACGACCUCCAAGAAGCGAACAAAGAUGCCUCUGCCGCUGCUUGGGUAAAGGGUACUGUCGUUAACCCGUGUUUCUCUGUGGGCAUGGAGAAGACUGUCAAGAUCAAGCUGGGUGAAGGACACCCACUGGGCGAGGUAGCUGAGUUGAACAUGACCGGCCCCAUAAAGGCUGCGCCUGCACAAUGUCGCAACCUUGCCGAACGUAUCCUACGCAAGGAUGCCGAGUGUGGACUUCAACCGUGCUCCUUCAACGGUGUCCACCAGCCCCCCAUUGGCAAAACUUUUGCAAAGGAGGCUGUGUACUUUCUGUCGUACUUUUUCGACCGUACACAACCGUUGGGCAUGCCAGAGUCGUUCACGAUUCGCGAAAUGCACGACUUGACAAACACUGUGUGCUCAGGAAGUGAUGCCUGGGGUGUAUUCUCAUCGGUCCCAGGUGCUAUGGAUGAACUCCGUGACCGCCCCGAGCAUUGCAUGGACCUCAACUUCAUGUUGGCUCUGGUUCAUACUGGAUACGAAAUGCCUAUUGACCGUGAGGUUCGCAUCGCCAAGAAGAUUAAGGACAAUGAACUUGGCUGGUGUUUGGGCGCCAGGGCUCCGGCUGGUCAUGCAAGGUCACCGAAGUUCAUCGCUAACUGA
Sporothrix brasiliensis 5110 is the source of this 1524-nucleotide messenger RNA. RefSeq names its product guanosine-diphosphatase. Gene Ontology annotation, biological process: nucleoside diphosphate catabolic process; protein N-linked glycosylation. Gene Ontology annotation, molecular function: GDP phosphatase activity; UDP phosphatase activity. Bases 1 to 1524 code for a protein of 507 amino acids. The record is from RefSeq and is a predicted model, not a curated record. Lineage: Eukaryota; Fungi; Ascomycota; Sordariomycetes; Ophiostomatales; Ophiostomataceae. Gene Ontology annotation, cellular component: Golgi apparatus; membrane. The transcript is spliced from 3 exons.